CUCUCCCCUCCUAUUACACAUUUGCUAUUCCAAAAUUAAGUGCUUUGUGCGGUCUUCAACUUUAAAUCACAUUAUGAUUUCAGUCAUAAGCGAAAUUCCGUAGCCGCGGUCAAGAUCACUCGCUUUUUAAAUGUCUUGCUACGAGAACCCUUGAAUCUCAUCCAGUGUAUUCGGAAUCAUAUUCAAUCUUAAAAAUAAUCAAGAUGUAUAGUGUGUGAAAUCUAUUUAAUGAAGUUUUUUAAAACGUCUGUUUAUAUGUGAAGUACUAAUAUUUAGGAUAAAUUUUGAAUCGUAAUUCAUAAUUAUUGAUGUUAUUAUUUUUCACUUCCUCGUUUUGUUUGCUGUUUAAUAAUAAUUUACUUCUGUGAUAAGAUUGACGUGUGUGCUCGAGUUUAUAUUUCAUAUGCUUAUUUAAAUAAUCAAUAGAAACGAUGUGGCAAAUACGCAAAAAUAUGUUUUUUAUGUGUUUUACUGCUGGCCUUGCAUUGCUGGCCUCCAAGUAUCGCAUUAACGUACUUCAGAGCGUCAAGCAAAUUUGCCAUAGUAUUACAAAGAAACAUAUAAGUCAUAAAAAUAAAAGAAAUAUUGAAGAUAAUAAUGGUAGAAAAGAAUUAAAAGUUUCACUGGACAAGAUUAUUCUGGCUGACUCACCAGAACAAUGUGAUUACGCUGUUCAACGUAUUCGCUGUAAUUUAUCAGAUGGAGUAUUAGGAUUUGAUUGUGAAUGGAUAAAUGGAGAAUCUGUUUCCCUGCUUCAACUUGCAACUCAUAAUGGUGUUUGUGCUUUAUUUCGUUUGAAUAAAAUUGGCUUUAUACCUUUACAACUUCGAGAACUGCUGGCUAGUCGUAAUUUCCUUAAAGUUGGAGUUGCUUCAUUUGAAGAUGGAAAAAAAUUAGCCAAAGAUUAUAAUUGCCAUGUAUUUGGAACUGUAGAUUUACGUUCAUUGGCACAUAGUUUUUCUUUGGUUGCUCCUACAAACUUAGCAGCAUUCAGUGUUCAAUACUUAGGUGUUGAAAUAGAUAAGGUUCCAGAAAUAAGAUGCGGGAAUUGGAAUGCUGAUACACUCUUGGAUGAACAGAUAAAAUAUGCAUCAUGCGAUGCUUAUGCUUCAGUUUUAAUUUUUUACAAAAUAAUGCAGAAGGCAAGGCAAAGGCGACCAUUAUGGAAAAAUUUGAUGCUUUAUGUAAAAUACUUACAAAAUUAUACCAGGGAACAAAGGUUUUUCGAUUUACCCAAUGAAGUAAUUGACGCAAGAUUCAAGGGUCAUAAAGAAAAAACUAUCAAAAAUAAUAAUAACAAUAUUAUUGUAUGCAGUAAUAGUAACAUUGAUAAAAAAGUUGGUCAAAUCAUUGAAAGAAAUAGUAAUUCUGAUUAUAAAACUAGUGUUCCAGCUAGAAACAAGCCACUUUAUCAUAACUGUUACUUACAAGCACCUGAUGGUGACAUUUUAUGCACUUGUGAUAAGAAAAAAGCUGAAUGGUAUGUCUCAAAGCAAUUAGGAGAAAUUGUUCAAGAAAAUCCAUUAACUGUAAGACUGAAAUUUGAGCCAUCUGGUCGUGCAUCAGGAGAAGUUGGCAAAUAUUACACACAAGUUAAAGUAAAUCAAUGUGUUGUGUGUGGAGCUUCUGAUAAAUUUAUAAGAAAAAACGUUGUUCCUAGAGAAUACCGUAAAUAUUUUCCAUUGGUGAUGAAGUCACACCAGUCCCAUGAUGUUCUACUACUGUGUCCUUCAUGCCACGAAGUGAGCAAUUUUCAAGAUUUACAUCUUAGAAGGAAAUUAUCAGAGAUGUGUGAUGCACCUCUAUCGGGACCCUUAUUACGCUCUGAAGAAUCAAUCCCUAAAGGAUGGAAAAUGUUACAGUCUGCAGUUAAAGUAUUGAGAGAUGGAGUGUCGUUGCCUUAUGAAAGACGAAAAGAACUAGAAAUUUAUAUAAUGAAAUUCACUGGUCAAAAAGAAAUAACAGCAGGCUUUCUGAAUGUUCUACAUGAACAGCUAGCAGAAAAAAUAUUUCAAAAAAAUCUGCAAAAGAAGAGCUUAAAAAAAAAUAUUCCAGCACAAGUUAAGAAUCAACCACAUGGUCUGAAGGUUGUACAAUAUUUUGAAAAGAAAGAUGGAGGCUUAGUUGAGUUAGAAAAAUUAUGGAGAGAACAUUUUCUAGACACUAUGAAACCAAAGUUCUUACCAGAUUUAUGGUCUGUAAGCCAUAACCAAGAAAGAUUGUGCAUAAGACAAAGUGAAAACCGAAUAGAACCAUCAGAUGCUAAAGUAGCUGGGAUAAUAGUUAAUAAAUAAUGUUUGUUUUAUAGAUAAAAUUAAUUUUCAUCUGCCAAUAGUAUUCGUUCAAGAGCGAGUACUUGCAAGACAGUAUUGUACAAUUUGUAUAUUUAUUGACCAGUAAAUGUAAAGUCUAUUAAAGUAAUAUUUUUUUACUUUUUUA
Messenger RNA from Phymastichus coffea, 2439 nucleotides. RefSeq names its product exonuclease 3'-5' domain-containing protein 2 (gene Exd2). The record is from RefSeq and is a predicted model, not a curated record. NCBI's taxonomy places the organism in Eukaryota, Metazoa, Arthropoda, Insecta, Hymenoptera, Eulophidae. Gene Ontology annotation, cellular component: cytoplasm; nucleus. Gene Ontology annotation, biological process: nucleobase-containing compound metabolic process. The transcript has 7 exons. The coding region runs from base 432 to 2294 and encodes 620 amino acids. Gene Ontology annotation, molecular function: 3'-5' exonuclease activity; nucleic acid binding.